Molecule: messenger RNA, 654 nt
Organism: Guyanagaster necrorhizus
Lineage: Eukaryota; Fungi; Basidiomycota; Agaricomycetes; Agaricales; Physalacriaceae
Exons: 3
Coding region: 1-654 (217 amino acids)
Source: RefSeq, a predicted model, not a curated record
AUGUUACGAUGCGCGCUCUUCCUCUACCUCUCUAUUGUUGCCUUUGCCAACACUGAGAUAUCCAACUUCUACGCCAGUUCAGCCGUCCAGGCACCGAUAAUUGCUAGCAGAGAAUGGGCAGCCCUCAGCGCCAGCGCCAACCAAAGGCAAUAUGAGAUUGUACCAGCACCAUUGGGAACGCCCAUAUCGGCUGUAUGCCCAACGUCACCCUGCUCACACGAACUCUGGCUCAAACUGGACCUAUCCAGCGAUGCCUGGCAGGAAUUCACGAAAUUUACGCUACGCAUAUCCUGGGCCGCAUAUAAUCCAGCUGAUUUUCUCAUUGACAUCCUUGACGGGGACUCCAUCACCAGCGCCAAAUCUUCCGACCCGCCGACGCGUCUCAAAUAUGCCAGAAUACGCCUUGUUGAUACCGGUGUUCUUACUCCCGGUAAAUCUGUCGACAGGUCUACUCCUAUACCUUUCACGGUGGUCCUCGAACCGCUGUACUUUGGUGUCCUUCCGGCGUCUGUUGUCCCCAUUCUCUACUUCUUGGUCCCAGUCGUGUUGCUAGCCGCGCUAACUCUACCUUGGAUCAAUGCUUACCUCGAAUCUGUUGCUCUGAAAGCUAGGAGGGAGAUACGUCUCUCGGCCAUGGGCAUCAAACAGCGAUGA